AUGGCGAAACUGAAGAAGAAGGGAAACAAAAAACAUCCGAAAAAACCCCAGAACACCGAGCAGCAGCAGGAAGAUAUGGCAAAUGAUAACAAUACGGUUGUGGAAGUCGAUUCAAUAGAUAAGAAUAGCCAGGAUAAGGUGGCAGGUGAAUUGAACCGCCCGGAAAAUCAGAUAGUGAAUAAUCCAAGCGAGGAAAAUCUCGAAUCGAGUGACACCAACGCCAAUAAUUAUGUGUUCGAAAGUGGUGUCAAUACUGAUGACAUAGGCACUAGUAGGCCGAAUGAUAAAAACAUCGAUAACGAUAAAAAGAAGGACAUCCAGGAAACCGUUUUGAUAAAGGAAGCUUCAGAAGAUCUCGUUAUUUCAAAGAUUGAAGAUGAGGAGCCUGUGUCUACUGGCUCAAGUCAAAUUAAUGAUAUACCAAAUAAAGAUAACGUAGAGGACACCAUUUCAGAGGAGCAUACAAACGAACAAGUUCCCAUAGAUCAUGUAAAUAAGAUUACUGAUCUAACAACCGAUUAUAAAGAAAACAAUCUCGAGACCAAUAUUUCAGAGCGACAUUCAAGCGAAAAAGCUUAUAUAUAUCACCCAACUGAAGAUGAUGGUUCCAAAGAAGAUAGUCUCGAGGCCUAUAUUACAGAAGACCAUACAGGCAAGAUUGAUGAGAAACCAGGUGACUGCAAAGAUAAACCAGAAAGCCCAAUUCCAGAAUACCAUUCAAACGAGGUUAAUGAUCUAGCAAAUAAUUCCGAAGAGAAAGCGGAAUACAUAAUUGUGGAAGAUCGUUCAAGCGAAAAAGCUCCUACUGAUAAUGACUGUCAAUUACCUAAAGGUAGCUCAGCCGAUGACCAUCAGCGACCAAAAUCUCCAGAAAAACCAAAAAUGAAUCCUGUUUCUGAAAAUACCCCGCUGAUAUCAAUAGGAAAAGAAACAAAACAAGACCUAGUAAUAUCAAAGAAUGAUCCAGAAUCAAUUGAUCAUAUGUCCAAUCCAACCCCAUCUAUUGAUCUAAAAAAGAACGAAGAAUCGGAAAUAUCGAAUGAUUCAAAAGAUAGGGAAAAUAAUAGCGUUUUUAAGUCAAAUAAAACUCAAGAUAAGAAUGAUUCUCAGCAAUUAUCGAAUACUAAUGAUAAUGAAACCAAUAAUGCAUCAGAUAUUCAAGGUCGUGGAGAUAAUGAGCUGUCAAAGAAAUUAGAUGAUGAACAAACCAUGAAAGCUGAAGGGGACUGUGAUAUUGGAAAGCCACAACCACUCGAAGAAGUGAAAAUAUCUCCAGGUCCAUUCUCUAUCGACGACUUGAUUAGUGGAAUAAGCUUAAACAACCCAGAAAUCCCCGAGUCUGAGAAUUCGGCUAUCACUUGUGUUGCUGCUUUUGAAGAAAAUAUAUACAUUGGUACCAAACAUGGGGAAAUCCUACACUAUUACAAAUUGGACUGUGAAUCAGGGUAUCUUCCAAUAAGCCGUCAAAGAGUACACCUUACCAAGAUCAAACCCAUUAAAAAUAUCUUAUUGUUACCUCAGGUGAAUAAAGCAUUGAUACUUAACGGAUCAAUGAUAAAUGUGUUUUCUUUACCUGAGUUAUCCCCUGCGAAUAUUGGAAAAAUCAAAGAUGUGAACGACAUGACUAUUGACGUUGAUAAUUUUUUUGGAGUGGAAAUCGAUCCAAGCGUUGGAGUUCCUGUGGUGUUGUUUACAAAGAAAAUGAUAAGGGUGAUCAGUGUCACCCAAGACAGUUUGAAAUUAGUGAAAGACAUCAGCUAUCCCCAUACCAUUAAAGGCUUGAGAAGAUCUAAAUUUUCUCUUGUGGCCACCAGAACCAAUUAUGAUUUGAUCGAUAUAGACAGUUUUCAAAAAAUCCCCCUCUUGCCAAUGUCAACCACUGGUGAAGUGCCUCAUGAAGAUAUUGAACCUUUUAUAUUUCCGAUUCUGAAACAUGAGUAUUUGAUAACAUGUGGUAGCUCUAAAGCCGACCCUGCUAUGGGAAUGAUUGUGAAUAACAAUGGGGAUAUUUCUAGAGGUACCAUUCCUUGGAGAACGUAUCCUGAUACCAUAGCAGUUAAUUACCCUUAUACCAUUGCGGUUCUUGAAAAUCAGGAAAACGAUAAUGGGUAUAAGUAUGAAGUUUCUGUACAUUCUAUCAAUGAUCAAUGUGAUGUUCAAAAAAUGGAAUUUACCGACGAGGUAAAAUUAGCAACGGUGACAAAAGUAUUUGAAGAAGAGUAUCAACCUUUGUUGAAUGUCAUUUCAAGUGUUUCAUUAAUUACUCAAGAGCCCAACAAGCCCCUAUUGACUGAGGAAAUCGAGGAGCUAUGCAAGAUUAAAUCAUCAAUUUUAAUAUAUAAUCCAAAGUCAGGGAAAAUUAGAAUGAUCAAAACAUUGCCAACUCUAAGCAGAUUACAAGCGAUAGUUGAGUCGCACAAUUUUAAUGAAUUGCAGAAAGAGUAUGAUGACUUUGUUAAGCAAUACGUUAAUGAGAAUACAUCAACUGUUGAUAUAUCUAAGGAAGACAAGGUUACUUUCUCAUUCUUAAAAGAGGCUUUGGGAUUACUGUUUAUUCUUAAUAAUAGAUUGGACUAUGGAUUCCGUUUUUGGAUAAACCAAUACGACGAUUUAGAUACCCAAAUGUUAUUAAAGCUUGAUAAUAUUGGUAUCAUGGAAGAUUUUGAUGGGAAUGAUGAGAAAAAGAUGAUCUUAUGUGACUUGCAAUUACGCCCGAACCCUAGAGUAAUAAUUUAUUUUUUCUAUUCAUUAAUGAAUAAUGCGAAAGAUAAUAAUGUGGAUUUGCUUGCUAAAUAUUUCAAUUUCAAGAGCAUUGAUAUUAGAAAAGGUCUACUUCCAUUUGCAAACCACAUUUUAGCAAAUUGCACUAGCGAUAGCUUUUUGAAGUUUUAUUUGAGGGUUUUGAUGAACUGGUUGGAAAAUUUUCAUAAGUUAAUAGGGUUGAACAGAGGGUUGUCGUCUAAAUCCAAUGAAUCUGGCGAUGAUAGUGUGGCUCCACAACCAUCGCCAUCUAAAAGGUCAAAUAGCUUUGAUCAACAAUUGGAAUCGCAUGAUAACGUUGAUGGGCUUUCAUCAGACACUGCUAAAAGAGGUGAUAGUUUAGGAAUAAUACGCCGCAAUGGAAAAAGUGGAUCCUCAGAUACAAAUGUUGCUCCAAAGAACAUAUAUAGCAGUACUCCAAACUUGAUUUAUGAAACUGAAAAUUCACACCCAGCGUUCAAACUUUGGGAGUUCCAGGUUAAAACAAGUGAUAUAGAGGAUAAGGAUUUGGAAAAUAUCCUGCUGCCAUUCGUUAUGCUAAAUAUUAAAGAAAUUGAACUAGUUUUAUUGAAAUAUUAUAUUGACGAAUCUAUGAGAACCAAAAGUGACAAAGACUUGUUAGCAUUCAUCAACGGAAAUAUCAGGAUAUGCCUUGAUGAGACAAUCCAAGUCUUAACACAUUCUGGUAAAUACUCGGUGAUAUUAAAAAUUUACGAAUCUUUGAAAAAGCCUGAUAAGUUUUUCAAACUUUGGAUGGCAUUAAUGAAUGGGGAAUUAAUCGAUGAAUCAUCUUUUCCUAUCAACUCUACCGAAAGUUUUAGAAAAUAUCAAAUUCGAAAAAUUAAUGAUAAAAUAUUGUUUGGCGAUCAACCAUCGACAUUAGGAUACAUUGAGUAUUUCAAGUUUUUGAUCAACAUAGGUGAGUUUAGCACUGUCAUAACUAAUAUUUUCGACCCUAAACUACUUGAUAAGUUGGAUGAGAUUGAGAUUUUAAAAACCAUUGAUGAUGACAUUACUGAUUCUAUGGUAGAAAAAAAUUUCCAAAAUAGCAAGUGCAAGACCGUCAACGAUCUCAAAAUUUCAUAUCUUGAAUAUUUACUUGAUUCUGUUAGUUCUAAAAGAACUGCAUUGUUUGGAAAAUUGGUUUUCGAAUACGUUGAUUAUUUGAUUGAUAUUGUAUCAAAGAACCGUGAAAUGUUUAAACGGUUCAUGGGGAAUAUGGUAGAGAAUUAUAAAUCACUAAAAGAUUUUCCAAAGGUCUCUAUCGAUAGCUAUUUCAAAAUUAGAAUCAAGACAAUGAGUAAAAAUAAUCAAGAUGGCAAUAUGGAUCGAGAUAUUAUGGUGAGAUUUUACGAUGUUAAUGCAAAGCUACUUGGAGUAUUACGAACAAUUGAUGAUGCAGAAAAGGUAACCAUAAUUGAAUUGGCCAAUGAUGAUCUAAAAUUCCACAAGCGCGAACUAUCAAGAUCUAAAACACUUGAGAAAAUAUAUGACCAGUUUUCAAAAUUCCAAAAUAUCUUCCUCAUUGACUUAAUCAACAUUGAUGGAUACCUAAAUCAUGUUGACAAAACUGUUGAGCAUUUAACUAGCGUCGGAGAUUUCGUGACCGCUGAGAAAUUCAUUAGCACCAAUGGAAAAGUCCUAUUUAACAAAAACUUUCAACAUCAAGAAAAAGUUAUUGACGAUGAGAAAAUGAAGGAAUUGUUAUUAAAGCUAUACAAAAUUUACGUCAAGGACCACGUCACGAACCAAAAAUUGAUCGAGAACUUUCUACUCAAUUAUAGCCAAUUUAUCGACUUUAAUGUUUUGUUAGAUAAUAUUCCGGAAUCUGCGUUGUUCUCGAUGAAGUUUGUGUCAAACACUAUAUUAAUGAAGAACUUAAUCGAUGUUAAUGAUAGGCACACCAUGUCAUUAACCAAGAAAAACUUAGCAAGAAGCGAAUUGAAUUUUUACAAUAGAAUACUAAGAGAAUUCAAAAGCACCCAAUAA
Saccharomycopsis crataegensis is the source of this 4749-nucleotide messenger RNA. RefSeq names its product CORVET complex subunit VPS3 (gene VPS3). The coding region runs from base 1 to 4749 and encodes 1582 amino acids. Gene Ontology annotation, cellular component: cytoplasm; fungal-type vacuole membrane. Gene Ontology annotation, biological process: vesicle-mediated transport; endosomal vesicle fusion; autophagy. NCBI's taxonomy places the organism in Eukaryota, Fungi, Ascomycota, Saccharomycetes, Ascoideales, Saccharomycopsidaceae. The record is from RefSeq and is a predicted model, not a curated record. The transcript has a single exon.